Messenger RNA from Closterium sp. NIES-67, 4440 nucleotides. The record is from the annotation of a GenBank genome assembly. NCBI's taxonomy places the organism in Eukaryota, Viridiplantae, Streptophyta, Zygnematophyceae, Desmidiales, Closteriaceae.
GAUCUCUCGCCGCCAUUUCCCUCGCAUCCCAGCCUAACUUCCAAGUUCCAACCAGCAACUCCGGACCAGUCUGUGUCUUUCGCGAUACCCCCUCCUACGAAGUACAUUUUAUUUUCAACGGGCGAUGCGACGCUGAAUAGCAGCGGAAAUGGCGCCGUCAAAUUCGCUUCACUCGCCGUCACCCGCGGCGCUAUCGUUUCUGAACUCUCACUUUCAGCGGCUCGAUGACCUCUCGCUCGCGCCGAACCUCCUGAGAAAUCUCUCAUCGGAGAUUAAAGACCUAAUUUCUCGCAAAGAGGAUCUCUGCUCGUCUCUCGCCUCGUCAUUGCAGCCUGCAGAAGGCGACAACGCCCGAACCAGCAGCUCCAGGCUUGGAUCCGAGCCUGAGGCUGGUCCGGAUGUUUCAGACACCAUUUCAUCCGUGGCUAAUCGCGCGCUCCAAUCCAUAGCAGCCACGUCAGAGCGAAUCGAAGAAUGCCACUUGCGCGCCUCCGUGGUGGCUGCUGACGUGCAGCCGAUGGUGGAUCGGCUUGCCAGGCUGGCAGCUGAGGUGGCGAGAUGCGAGAGGGUGAGGGGAUACGUGGAAGUGGUUCUAGGGUUUGAGCGGCAGGUGGGGGAGGCGGAGGAGAAGGUAGGAUUAGGUGUGGGAUUAUGGAGGAAAGAAAUGGGCUCUGCUGCUGCUUCCGCUGCCUCUGCUGCUGCUUCCGCUGCCUCUGCUGCGGCUCUUUCUGCUCCUCCUGCUGCUGCUGCUGCUGCUGCUGCUGCUGCUGCUGCUGCCCCUGGUACUUCCGCUGGUGCAAGUGCUGCUGGCCUCAGUUCCGGGAAGCAACCGUUUCGAAACCCUAAGCUCCUCUCCUCCCUCCGUACCGCCUCUCACGCCAUUCUCACCGCUUCCAACCGCUCCUCCUCCACCUCGAUCCACCACCCCUCCUGGUCCCGCCUGCUGACAGCUGUCGACCAGCGAUUGGACUCGGCAACUGCCGCCCUGGUGGGCCCUCUGUUGGAGUGCUACAGGGGAUGCCUUGCUGCUGCCGGCUGGCCGCCUCCCCUCAGGAGAGGAGGGGGAGGAGGAGGGGGAGGUGGGGGAGGAGCAGGAGGAGGAGGGGAAGUAGGAGGAGCCAACGCUCCUGCGGCUGCUGCUGGAUGUUCGGCACUGGACCGGCUUGCCGGACCUGAAGGCGAGCUUCGGGUGGAAUUCACGAGCCUGUUCAUGGCUCUGUGCUCUCUCCAGCAUGCUCAGAAGGUUAGACGAGCGGCAGAGCAGGUGCGGCUUCAAAGAGAGAGAGGGUUUGCUUAUAUGGAGGAUGGAGAGGAGGAGGAAGAGAGUGGAACGGAGGAGGAGGCAGAAGAAGCGGAUAGUGCUUAUAUGGAGGAUGGUAAUAUGAGCUUUGUUUUGGGUUCGGGCUUGCCUGCUGGCGACCUAGGGACUAUCCAGAACCUAGGGAAUAUCCAGGUUGAAGAGGCACUAUUAUGGGGGAUGGAGGAGUUGGUCCAGCCAAUAGCAUCGCAAGCCCGCCCCCCCUUCGACCAAUGGGGGGCGAGCGGGCGGCCGGAGUGGGCGUUUGCGCUGACCCUCCGGGUGGCGUUGACUGGCGUUGACUCGUUUGACCUGGCGCUACAGCCACUGGUAGACGAGGAGGGGCUCAGGGGGGUGAGUAUGAGGGAGGGGUGGGUUCGGGCCGUGGUUCGGAUGCUGCCGAUCCACUUCCUGCGGAGGUCCGUUGUGCCGAACCUGGCAGGGAAGCUUCUGGGAAGCGCAGGGGUAGAGGGAGGAGGGGGAGGUGGGGGAAGGGGAGCAGGGGGGGGGAGAGGAGGGGUAUGGGGAGGAAGGGGAGGAGGGGGAGGAGGGGGAGGAGGGCGGAAUGCAGGGAGUGGGGUGGGGAGAGAUGGUGGGGAUUGGGAGGGGGAUGAGGAAUGGGAGGAGGAGGUGAGUGGGAGUGAGGGGAAAGCAGCAGCAGCGAUGGAGUGGCUUCGGGUGGUGAGUGAAUGCAUCGCCUUUGAUUCGGCCAUGUCUCGCCUUCUAGUCUUUGGUUCAACUGCUGCUUCUGCUGCUGCUGGUGCUGGUGCUGGUUCUGGCGCCUUUGCUGCUGGUGUUGUUGAUGCUGCUGGUGCUGGCACUGGUGCUGGUGAGAAUUCUAGUGGCAAUGCUGCAAGCAUAUCAGAUCUCCCGCCGUCCGCGUCGGAUUUCUGGGCGGCGCUGCAAGUGGAGCCGACAGUGGGGGUGUUUGCGGAGCGACCUGAUUGGUUGCUGCUCUGGAUCCAAUUGGAGCGCACCAGCUCAUGCAGGAAGGUCCUAGCUGUCAUGGGUAGUGACGCUUCCUGGAAGGUUCCACGGGAUGGGGAGGAUGAGGCAAGCAUGGGUCUUCAGGAACUAUCUUCUUUUGGGUUGCUGAAAGCUACAGGUGCGAAGUCUAGAGCUUCAGGUGCUGAUAUUUCUGCUACAGCUGCAGCAGCAGGGGUGGUUGAGUUUCGACCGCCGCCCGUUGCUCUUCAGCUGGUUGAGAUUCUCCGGGCGGCUGUCUCCCGAUGUGGGCGGCUUUCCGGCACUGUAGCUAGCAGCGGGGACAGUAACGAGGGGAGCAGAAUGAUUACCAGCGCCAGGGCCAUAGGCCGCGGGCGGCAGCGCUUGUCCUUUGUCGAGGGACUGUGCCGCCCGAUUCUCUCGGUGUUUCUGAAAGAGACGGAGCAGCGAGCAGACGAGAUAGAGGCAGCAGGAGCACUGGCUAGGGAUGGGGAUCUGGAGGAAAUGGCGGGGUGCGCCAAUGCUGCUAGGUUUGUGGCGCAUGCGCUGGGGACGUGGCAGGAUGAGGGGUUUUUGGUAGAGGCGUGGGAGGAGGGGCGGAGGGAGAGGAGGGCGAGGAGGCAGGGGAGAGAGAGGGGGGGAGAAGGAGAGGAGGGGAGAGAACGAGUUGCGGAUGAGCAACAGCAGAGGAAGGAGAAUCAUCAUCAGCAGCAGCAGCAGCAGGAGAAGCGGGUUGAAGUGGCAGGAAGGGGAGAGGAGGCAGGUGAAGAGGAAGAGGAGUCAGGGGGGGAUGGAUGGGACCUGAUGGAUGCUGAGGAGGUCGAGAGAGACGGGGUCCAACACGGCUCUGACCCACAACAGCAGCAGCAGCAGCAGGGGGAACAGCAGCAGCAGGAGCUGCUUCCCCGUAGUCAGGAUCUACUAGACCAGUUCGAGGGCCCCGGUCCGGACCUCUUCUCCACCGAACUCCACCGCCUCGCAUCCCUGCACUCCACCGUCGUCUCCAGGCUGGCGACAGCUGUCGCGCGCGGAUUCGUCUCCCGUGCAGCCGAGUACCCGCGGGCCAUAGUGCGCGUCCAGGCCCCCCCCCCUCCCCUUCCUCUUCCUCCUGCUCCGACAGGUGCUCCACACUCAGACUCUUUCUCCCUGUCCUCCUCUCUCUCCCUGUCCCCCGCCCUGGUCGAUGCCCUCACCUGGCUGCGUCUGCGCUUGCUGUCCGCCCGGCACUCGCUCGACGCGACCCUCUUCUCCUCCCUCUGGCGCGCGCUUGCUGCUUUCCUGGACCGGUACCUUGUGGAUAAGGUCGUGCUGGGACGAGAUGUGACUAUAGGCGUGGGGGUUACAGAGAGUGCUGUUGGUGGGGCAAGCCUUGUGCUGGGCAGCUUGAAAUUCUCGGAGCGUGCCGGGCAGCAGUUUUCUUAUGAUAUGCAGGUGGUGAUGUCUGUGUUUGAAAUUGCCACCCCCCGCCCGCUCAACUUCUUCAAAAGGACGAGAGACGCCGCCCGGCUGAUGGCUAUGAGUGACAGGGAUGCCAAUGGGUUACUGUUCAUGCUGUCUCUAGUCAGCGGGUCUGGGGCAACAGACUCAUCACCAUCAUCCUCGUUAUUAGCUUCUUCAUCAACAAAGGCGAUGGCAUUCGCCAGUGCAGCCAUGGGCGCUGCUGGGGCAGCAGUUGGUGCUGGUGGCAGGGCUGUCGGCAUUGGCAGGGAUUCAGGGAUUGAUAGCAAUAAUGACAGAGAACAGGAGCAGCAGCAGCAGCAGCAGCAGCAGCAGCAGGAGAAGGUGGAGGAGGAGGAGAGGCAGCAGAGGGCAGCUGCAGCGUUGAGGAGGAGAGGGAUUUUGCAUCUGCAGGCAAGGGAAGUGCAAGCUGUGCUUGAAAGGCGUGCUCUGCCAAGGAGAUAGUGUGAGAGACACAGAACCGGAGCAGCGCAAAGGAGGAGACGCAUUCUGCAUUUGCAGGCAAGGGAAGUGCAAGCUGUUCUUGAGAGGCGUGCUCUGCCAAAGAGAUAGCUGGUGGUGGAAAUGGUUGGCACUUGAGAGCUUUGUUAUGGGUAGCUGUGUUACCUUUGUUGGAUUAGCAAAUCUACUCAAGGUUUUGCGAUGUCAUCCACCGCAGCUUUUGAUUGGUAGGCUGCUGCAUGCAGUACCCGCACCAUUGUGGGGUGGAUCUCCAUUUUCCGCCCAUAAGGUCAUUCAAU